Messenger RNA from Eucalyptus grandis, 702 nucleotides. Its product is annotated as protein C2-DOMAIN ABA-RELATED 4. The transcript has 3 exons. NCBI's taxonomy places the organism in Eukaryota, Viridiplantae, Streptophyta, Magnoliopsida, Myrtales, Myrtaceae. Bases 53 to 595 code for a protein of 180 amino acids. The record is from RefSeq and is a predicted model, not a curated record.
UCUUGGGAAGCGUGUGAGGAAGGGUAGAGAGAGAGAGAGAGAGAAAGAGAGAAUGUCGUCGUCCCCAACAACACCACCUUCCUCUAGAACAUCUUUCAUGGAGACCUUGUUGGGUCUCCUCAGAAUUCGCGUAAAGAGGGGUAUUAAUCUCGCCGUUCGAGAUGUUCGCACCAGCGACCCUUACAUCGUCAUCAAGAUGAGUAAACAGAAACUGAAAACUCGAGUAAUCAAGAAGGAUGUUAAUCCAGAGUGGAAUGAAGAUCUCACGCUCUCUGUUUCAGAUCCUGAUAUUCCUAUCAAACUGACGGUUUACGAUCACGACACGUUCAGCAAGGACGACAAAAUGGGGGAUGCGGAGUUUGACAUCAAAGCAUUCAUAGAUGCCCUGAGGAUGGAUUUGCAAGGUCUCCCGAGCGGCACCAUAAUAUCCAGAGUACAGCCGGGUAGGACUAACUGCCUCUCCGAAGAGAGCAGCAUCGUAUGGAGCGAAGGAAGGAUCGUCCAGGACAUGUGUCUCAGACUUAAAAACGUCGAAUGCGGAGAGGUGGAAAUCCAGUUGCAGUGGAUCGACCUUCCCGGUGCCCGGGGUCUAUAGAGAGAUUCUUGACGGACAUACUAUUUUGAGGUGAGGUUCAAGCGUUGGACCGCCCCGCGUCCACUUGUAAUUGGAUCUCAACGAUAAAUUAUUUUGCAGUAACUCAU